AUGGAGACGUUCUACAAUGGACUUAAUGGGCAAACUUGGACCAUAGUAGAUGCUUCAGCCAAUGGUGCUAUUUUGGCAAAGACGUACAAUGAGGCCUAUGAGAUUUUGGAACGGAUGGCUAAUAACAACUAUCAAUGGCCUACGGAGAGAGCAGCUACGGCUAGGAGAGUAGCAGGAGUGCAUGAGGUGGAUGCAGUGACCGCUUUAACCGCUCAAGUAUCAUCCUUGGCAAGUAUCUUGAACUCAAUGAACCAAGGGGUGAAUUCUCCUCAGUUUACAGUAGUCUCUUGUAUUUACUAUGGUGAAGGGCAUCUCUUUGACAAUUGUCCAUCCAAUCCGGAAUCAGCAUGUUAUGUGGGUAACUUCAACAAAAACCACAAUCUGUAUUCCAAUACUUAUAACCUAGGUUGGAGGCAACACCCAAAUUUUUCCUGGAACUCUCAAGGGCAGAAUGUAGCAUCGUCUUCAACAGCAACCUGCCCUCAACAUCCCCCUGGAUUUCCACAACAUCCGAGACAUCAACCAGCAGAACAACAUUCAUCGAUGGAGCACUUAUUGAAGGAGUACAUGGCAAAGAAUGAUGCCAUUAUUCAAAAUCAGUCAGCACUGAUUCAGAACCAAGCAGCUUCAUUAAGAAACUUGGAGAAUCAAGUGGGGCAGUUAGCUAAUGCCUUGACAAGUCACCCUACAGGCGCACUCCCAAGUAAUACCAAAGAUCCUAGGCGUGAAGAACCUACAGCAAAACAUACACCAACGCUGCAACAAAGUUUGGCAAAAAAGCAGAAUGAUAGACCACCGCCACCUUUUCCUCAAAGAUUUCAAAAGCAGCAGCAAGAUAAGCAGUUUAAAAGGUUUCUAGAUGUCUUGAAGCAACUCCAUAUAAACAUUCCAUUGGUGGAGGCGUUUGAGCAAAUACCUAGUUAUGUGAAAUUCAUGAAGGACAUUCUUUCAAAGAAAAGAAGACUUGGAGAAUUCGAAACAGUGGCAAUGACGGAAGAAAGCAGCUCCAUCUUGCAUAAUAAAAUCCCUCCAAAGUUAAAAGGUCCUGGGAGUUUCACCAUCCCACGUGCUAUUGGCAAUAACUACUUUGGCAAGGCUCUCUGUGAUUUAAGAGCAAGCAUAAAUCUUAUGCCUAUGUCAAUUUUCAAGAAGCUUGGAAUCGGGGAAGCAUGGCCAACCACAGUAACUCUUCAAUUGGCUGAUCGAUCUCUAGCUCAUCCAGAAGGAAAAAUUGAAAAUUUCCUGGUGAAAGUAGACAAGUUCAUCUUCCCCAUUGAUUUUAUUAUUUUAGAUUAUGAAGCUGACAUGGAGGUGCCCAUCAUUUUGGGGAGACCAUUCCUAGCUAUAGGGAGGACAUUAAUAGAUGUUCAAAAAGGGGAGUUAACAAUGAGAGUCAAUGAUGAGCAGGUCACUUUUAAUGUUCUCAAAGCAAUGAGAUUUCCUGAUGAAGUGGAAGAAUGCUCUGUGGUGAAUGUAAUGGAUACUAGUGCUUUAAAGGGGCUGGAGCAAGAGUUGGAAGGAGAAAUUUCAUAA
This is a messenger RNA of Morus notabilis, 1533 nucleotides long. RefSeq lists its product as uncharacterized. The record is from RefSeq and is a predicted model, not a curated record. The coding region runs from base 1 to 1533 and encodes 510 amino acids. Lineage: Eukaryota; Viridiplantae; Streptophyta; Magnoliopsida; Rosales; Moraceae. The transcript has 2 exons.